AUGGCGAAAAGGACAGCACCCACCUCCAGCACCACCGGUCCCGCGUUUCCGCCCCUCGGACUGGUGGUUGGGCCAGGUGCGCCAGCAGCUAGCUCCCUACACCAUGGCUCGCAUUCCUACUCCACCUCCAAUAACGCAUCCAGCUCUCCACCAGUAGAACCACAGCAUACAGCCAACGGCCUGCCACCAGCGCCCAACAAAUUUGAUGUCAGCCAAGCUCAGCAGUGUCGACUACAAGAUGCGUAUUGGUCAGAUGAAGAGGAGGAUAUGGAUUGUCCGUUGUGCCUGGAAGAGAUCGAUCUUUCUGACGCCAACUUCAAGCCAUGCCCAUGCGGAUACCAGAUCUGUCGGUUCUGCUGGCAUCACAUCAAGCAGAACCUGAACGGUCGAUGUCCCGCAUGUCGUCGAAAGUACUCGGACCAGACGGUCGAGUUCAAGCCUAUGACUGCAGAAGAGAUCAAGCGACUCACCCAGGCCAAGAAGCAGAAGGAGAGGGAAAAGAAGGAGCUCGAGUCUAUGAACCGCAAGCAUCUCGCCAACAUGCGUGUGGUGCAGAAGAACCUGGUCUACGUCGUUGGUCUCAGCUCCAAACUCGCCAAGGAGGAGCUCAUCCCCACCCUCCGCAGCAACGAGUACUUUGGCCAGUACGGACGCAUCUCCAAAAUCCUCAUCAGCAAACGAAACACAGCAUCCAAGCUCGUCAUGGGCACAACUGACACUGCUCUUGGCGUCUACGUCACGUACCACCGUAAGGAGGAUGCGGCAAAGGCGAUCGUGGCUAUCGACGGCAGCAAGGGCAGCGACGGCAGGGUUGUCCGCGCGAGUUACGGCACCACAAAGUACUGCACCACCUACCUGCGCAAUCUGCCAUGCACCAACCCGGGCUGUACGUAUCUGCACGAGCCAGGGGAAGAGGCCGACAGCUUCACAAAAGAGGAUUUGUCGACAUUGCGACAUGCCGCCAAAGACACAGAGCACAAGAUCAAGCCGGCCUCGCUGGGCAUCACGCAGGCGCCCAAACGAUCCGACUUCCUCGGCAGCGCCGAUGUGGAAUCGUCCGCUCUACCCAAGACAGCUUCCUGGGCAUCUGGCAAGCUCAUGUCCGCCGCAUCCUCGCCCGCACCUGUUGCGGUGGGCAGUCCUUUCCGCGAUUCCGACAUGCCACCACUCUCAGCUAGCUCAGCGUCCGCACUCGCUCGCAAAGUCAGCUCACAGAAGCCAUCGACACCCAAGGCGCAGAGGCAGGCCUCAACGACGUCCAAGUCGAAGCUCUCCCUGGCCACAGGACGACCCGAGUCACCCGCUAUCCUGGGCACCGACUCACCAAGUCAGUCACAGCCGUCUUCGCCUGUCCUUGGCAGGGCGGCUGCCGUCUCGUCCGCGACGGAUACACCUCGAAAGGACCAAGAGGCCGCUGCGAUCCCUCCGCCGCCAGGUCUGGUCAAGCCGUCGUCUCCACCUGGCCUGGCAAGGUCCGCUUCAACGACCGACUCACGACCCGCUACCCCGCAUACCGACAUCGACCAUCCAUCGUCCAACUACCAGCCUUCUUCCAGUGCGCAAGCCUUGCUCGACGACAUGCUGCAAAGACGAGAAGCUCAGCCUGAGCUUAUCAAGCCCAGCCCUUUCCCCGACUUUGAUGACGCCUUGUCCAGCUUCAAGGAUGGCGACUUUUCGUUCAACUUGCCCGCCAACUCGCAGCUGCCCAGCAAUGACGGGCCUUCCGAGCUCACCAGUGCCUUCACGACGUUCAAUCCGUUCGGUGCGCCUCCCGGCAUCUUGGCUGCUAGUCUCGCCACGGCUGGCACGCCUCCUCCCGGUAUCGUUCGAGCACCCAACCGAAGCUCGACAGCUUCACCGGCUCCACUGAGCUACUCGGGCUCGUUCGAUCCCUUUGCACCUGGCGCCGGGGAGACGAUCAAGGAGGAUGGCAGCUCGUUUGGAGAGAGCACGUACCCGGGCUCAUUGAACCUGGCGGAUCAAACGCGAAAGAUGCUGGGACAGGACAACAUCGUCGGCGGUGGCAUGGGAGGACUGGUUCACGACGAUGCGCUCGAGCCUGGACCGGAUGCAUCGAAGCGCGCAUCUCGGUUCGACUUCGCAAAGCGAAAGGAGUCCGACUCGUUCCUCGGUGCCUCGCCCCUUCGCACAGAGAUGAUGCAGGGCUUUGGCGAGAGGGACGCCUUCGGCCCCGGAAAGGACGUGACGAGUCUGUUGGGCAGCGUCUUCGACCAGGACAGCUCUUCGAACCGACUGAAUGGACUCGGAGACGGUGGAGCUGCUGCAGCAGCGUUUGGCUUGAACGGUCGCGAGACGGGCGGAUUCCCCGGCAUGGGACUGUCUCGACCUCCUCCUGGCAUCGGCGGUCCUGGCUUCGGAGGCCGCUUCGGCACCAACACGCCCCCUCCAGGCAUCUCGGCACCCGCCAGCCGUCAGCAGCAGGCAUUGCUGGCUUCCUUGCACCAGCUCGGUGGCAACAAUCUUGGAAGUGGAUCCGACUCGCAACAGCAGCAACAGCACAGCCAGCUCGGCAACGGUGGCAGCGUCGGCUUCCUCACGGAGCUCCAGCAGCAAGCAGCCCAGCGAGCUCAGCAGCAAGCUCAGUUCGGCUCGGGCAGGGAUGGUUCGGAAGGCAACCGACUGAACGGAAGCGGCAACGCCAGCUCUUCCGACCCGCUCUUGGCCCACUUGCUCGCCGGUCGUCGCCCCAACUACGGCUCUCAGUCUGGGUCGUCCGACCUGCCCUUUGGCGAUCCGGCCAUCAUGUCGAUGAGCCGAGCCCAGAUCCAGGCCGCGCAGCAGCAACAGCAACAGCAGCAAUUCAGCGGCAAUCGAUUCGGUGGUGGCAUGGGCGGCUUCAGCGGCGGCUUCUCGCCCUUCGACCAGAUUAGCAACGCCAAUGCAGGCUUCGGCUCCGCGUCGCAGUUCGGCGAUCACCAGCGCUUCAUGCAACAGCAGCAGCAGCAGCAAGGUCAAGGUCAGGGCCAAGGAUCGGCGUCACCUUACUCCAACAUGUCCUGA
This is a messenger RNA of Kalmanozyma brasiliensis GHG001, 3021 nucleotides long. RefSeq names its product RNA recognition motif domain protein. Gene Ontology annotation, molecular function: RNA binding; ubiquitin-protein transferase activity. The record is from RefSeq and is a predicted model, not a curated record. Lineage: Eukaryota; Fungi; Basidiomycota; Ustilaginomycetes; Ustilaginales. Bases 1 to 3021 code for a protein of 1006 amino acids. Gene Ontology annotation, cellular component: CCR4-NOT complex. The transcript has a single exon. Gene Ontology annotation, biological process: protein ubiquitination.